Molecule: messenger RNA, 873 nt
Organism: Symbiodinium natans
Lineage: Eukaryota; Dinophyceae; Suessiales; Symbiodiniaceae
Source: the annotation of a GenBank genome assembly
AUGUAUGGCGGUGACAGUGAUGCCGUGCAAGGGCAGCUGACAAAGGUAAAGCAAAUCCAGGCCUCUUGGAAUUCUUUUGCUGCUCUUCUGGAGGAUGGGUCCGUUGUUACUUGGGGCGAUGCAGACACCGGUGCUGACAGCAGUUCUGUGCAAGAUCAGCUGAAAGGCGUGCAGCACAUCCAAGCCACUGAUGCUUCCUUUGCCGCCAUCCUGAGUGAUGGUUCUGUUGUGACGUGGGGAAACUACUUCUUUGGCGGGUUUAGCCGUUCCGUGAAGAACCGGCUGAAUGCGGUGCACAAGAUUCAGGCCAAUCGCUCUGCAUUUGCUGCCAUCCGGAGGGAUGGAUCCGUUGUGACCUGGGGCAGCGAGAGCUGUGGCGGUGACAGCGAGGCCGUGCAAGAUCGCUUGUUGCACGUGGAGCACAUCCAGGCAACCAGCUCUGCUUUUGCAGCACUUCUAGAGGAUGGGUCAGUGGUUACUUGGGGCGAUUCGAUCCAUGGUGGUGACAGCAGUGCCGUCCAGGGGCAGCUACAGCAAGUGCAGCAGAUCCAAGCCAAUUCAAAUGCCUUCGCUGCUAUUCUGGUGGACGGAUCGGUCGUGACUUGGGGCGCCGUGCACUCGGGUGGAGACAGCAGCGCCGUGCAACACCAGCUCAAAAACGUGCACCAGGUCCAAGCCACUUUCCACGCUUUUGCUGCGAUCCUUGUGGACGGAUCAGUUGUGACCUGGGGUGAUGCUGACUGGGGUGGCGACAGCAGUGCCGUGCAAGAUCAGCUGAAGGACGUGCAAGAGAUCCAAGCCUCCUUCCAAGCCUUUUCUGCGACCCUCGCCAAUGGAGGGGUGGUGGCCUGGGGCAAUGCUUUCUUUACCUGA